UCAAACAAGCGGAAGCGGUAGCGGCGGUAGAAGAAGUAACAGAGCAUCACAUUUAUUAUUUGUCAGGUUUAGCUUCAAAGAAGAGUUUUACCGAUGGAUUUAGAGACCGGAACGUACGAACCGGGAUUUGUUGGGAUACGGUUUUGUCAAGAAUGUAACAACAUGUUGUAUCCCAAAGAAGACAAGGAGAACCGUAUCCUGCUUUAUGCGUGCAGGAACUGUGACUACCAACAGGAGGCAGACAACAGCUGCAUCUAUGUCAACAAGAUCACCCAUGAAGUCGAUGAGUUGACACAAAUCAUCGCUGAUGUAUCUCAGGAUCCCACACUACCCAGGACAGAGGACCACCCCUGUCCCAAAUGUGGUCACAAGGAGGCAGUGUUCUUCCAGUCUCACAGUAUGAAAGCUGAGGACGCUAUGAGACUGUAUUACGUCUGCACGGCCCCUCACUGUGGACACAGAUGGACAGAGUAAAGCUACUGAUAAUGAAGAGGUCUACAGUAUUGCUGUUCACAAGAAAAAAUACUCAAGCUCAAACAGAGCCUUUGUAUUUCUUACUGUGCAGCCUGUUGUCAGCAGCACUGCUGAUUUUUGCAGACC
Acanthopagrus latus (yellowfin seabream) is the source of this 600-nucleotide messenger RNA. RefSeq names its product RNA polymerase II subunit I (gene polr2i). Gene Ontology annotation, cellular component: RNA polymerase II, core complex. Bases 94 to 474 code for a protein of 126 amino acids. Gene Ontology annotation, biological process: transcription-coupled nucleotide-excision repair; DNA-templated transcription; transcription initiation at RNA polymerase II promoter. Gene Ontology annotation, molecular function: nucleic acid binding; DNA-directed RNA polymerase activity; zinc ion binding. NCBI's taxonomy places the organism in Eukaryota, Metazoa, Chordata, Actinopteri, Spariformes, Sparidae. The transcript has 6 exons. The record is from RefSeq and is a predicted model, not a curated record.